Nerophis lumbriciformis (worm pipefish) is the source of this 1212-nucleotide messenger RNA. The record is from RefSeq and is a predicted model, not a curated record. Lineage: Eukaryota; Metazoa; Chordata; Actinopteri; Syngnathiformes; Syngnathidae.
AUGGAGCACGGCGAGUUGGCUAUUCGGUUGCCAGGGCGAUCCGACUCUCCAGUGGACAGCAAGCGUUUUGGCGGCGGAUUCGGACAGACGUUGGUACUCAGACACAAGGAAGUUCAUAACUUUUUUUUCGUCCCCUUCAGGGAACAGCCCAUCUACAGCACGCGGGCCCACGUCUUCCAAAUUGACCCCAACACCAAGAAGAACUGGCUGCCUACCAGCAAGCACGCCGUUACAGUGUCCUACUUCUAUGACAGCACGCGCAAUGUCUACCGCAUCAUCAGCCUGGAUGGAACCAAGGCAAUAAUUAACAGCACCAUCAGCCCCAACAUGACGUUCACAAAGACCUCCCAGAAGUUUGGCCAGUGGGCGGACAGUCGAGCAAACACCGUCUACGGCCUGGGUUUCUCCACCGAGCAUCAUCUGUCCAAGUUUGCGGAGAAGUUUGCAGAAUAUAAAGAAGCAGCGCGACUUGCUAAAGAGAAAAGUCAAGAAAAGAUGGAAAUGGCCACCUCACCCUCGCAGGAGUCUCCAGCCGGGGAGCUCUCAUCACCUUUGACUCCUGUAACUCCGCCCAUGGAAAACAUCAACGGCACAGACGAAAUCUGCGACACGACCCCAAACUCUGACUCCAGACCUGAACCGUCGCAGAACGCGCUGGCCUUCGCUCAUAGCCCAGCGAUGACAAAACACUGGGAAGCUGAGUUGGAGGCGCUAAAGGGGAACAAUGCCAAGCUAACAGCAGCGCUGUUGGAGUCCACUGCCAACGUCAAACAGUGGAAACAACAACUGGCUGCCUACCAGGAAGAGGCCGAGAGACUACACAAACGAGUGACGGAACUCGAAUGCCAGAGCAACCAAAGCCCGGCCAUCAAGUCCCAGAAGACAGAACUCAACCAAACUAUAGAAGAGCUGGAGGCUACCCUGAGGGAAAAAGAAGAGGAAAUGGAAAAGCUGAAAGAAGAAUUGGAAAACAUGAAUGACCUGAUGGAGCAGAAAGACACCCUGGCCCAGAAACUGGAGGAGACGGAGCUCCGCAGUCGGGUGCUGGAGCAGCAGCUGGCGGGGGCCGAGCAGCGAAUGGAGGAAAAUCAAGAGGAGCAGGAGAACUUUAGGAAGAGUCUUCGAACGCUACUGGAGCUGCUGGACGGCAAGAUCUUCGAGCUGACCGAGCUCAGAGACACAUUGGCCCGACUCAUAGAAGAAGCCAGCUAA